UCUGUUCGGACACCAAAUUAUUUUCCGAAUUCUUCUAACAAAAUACUUUUGAAAAUGGGACCAAUAGAUAUAUUCAAUUACUAUUACUAUGAAAUGGCAGGUAGUGAGGGCAAGUUAUGUAGCAGCUGUUUUAAAAAUAAUUGAUCUUAUCGAAACAGGAAUAUUUGUACUACGAAAGAAAAAUAAUCAAAUCACAACUUUACAUAUCUAUCAUCACGUAACUACAGUGUUAGUGGCUGUUAUAUCCUCAAGAUAUAUAUCCACGGGAAUGGCUGUAUUUGUUCCAAUUUUGAAUUGUUCAGUCCAUGUGAUAAUGUACACAUACUACUUUCUCAGCAAUCUUGAUGGUCCAAUAAAACAAAUGGUGUUGCCUUUAAAACGCUGGAUAACAAUCAUACAAAUGGUACAAUUCAUCAUACUGGCUAUCCAUGUCAGCAUAUCCCUCCUACCAAGUUGCCCAGUUCCAAGACUACCCGGGUGUUUAGUGCUACCAAAUAUAUUUCUUAAUUUCGCUUUAUUUUAUAACUUUUACAAAAAAGCGUAUUUAAGUCCCCGAAAGAAUGAAAAUUGAUAACGAAGUUAAACAGUUUGAUAGUUUGAUAUCGUGUGUGCAGUGAAUUCCAGGUUACUAUUUGAAAAUAACAAAGCUACGAUCCAGCCCACAGUUUCAUGUUUUUUUCAUACUUGAUGAUUACAUUAUUUUUAUAUACUUUCUUCAAAUCAAAAUGUAAAUACCAGGAUGCUAUAAAACUUUGAUUUCAAAAUCCCAAGCUGUUUGCUAGAUCAGGUUAUGAUCGAUGGAAAUCAACUUAAAAAAUGUUUUUUAAACGUGCACAGAAAGUAACAUCCUUGGUACUUGUCUUGCAUAAUGUUUUAUUUUUAUAUUGGUAGACGAACUUUCACAAUAUAAGGAAAACCUGUAAGCUGUAAGCUGUAUAUGAGAAAAGCUCAUCCGGUUCAUCCAAGGAUGGACUGGCAUAGGAUUGAAUGUAAUCACCGAAGACAAAGCAAUAUAAAUUCAUCCAAUGAAAAAA
Belonocnema kinseyi is the source of this 1034-nucleotide messenger RNA. Its product is annotated as elongation of very long chain fatty acids protein 4-like. Bases 89 to 571 code for a protein of 160 amino acids. Gene Ontology annotation, molecular function: fatty acid elongase activity. Gene Ontology annotation, biological process: fatty acid elongation, saturated fatty acid; fatty acid elongation, monounsaturated fatty acid; fatty acid elongation, polyunsaturated fatty acid. NCBI's taxonomy places the organism in Eukaryota, Metazoa, Arthropoda, Insecta, Hymenoptera, Cynipidae. The transcript is spliced from 3 exons. Gene Ontology annotation, cellular component: endoplasmic reticulum membrane. The record is from RefSeq and is a predicted model, not a curated record.